AAUUCUAAACGAAGCUCAAGAUACCACCAUACCACAUUGAACCGAUUAGACUGGCGGUAGUAGCUGUAGAACACAAAGGUCUUUGUUUCUCGUUCUCUAUCCUUAUGAUAUGUAUGUAUGUGUGUUCUGUGCUUGUAAUCUCACUCUGUUGAUCUUCAUCCAGUUCAACAAUUAGCAAGCUGCAAGUGGAAUUGAUCUGAAAAGUUGCGAGGGAAAGCUGUUUUAAACAACCUCAUCUGAUGCAAUCAUGAGACAACGCCCAUUACCCACGCGCGGCCGUGGCUCGCCGUACGCGCGGCCACCGCCUCCUCCACGGUUCGAAGAGCCUUUCAACAUAAUCCCCAUCAACAACCUCCUAACCGACCACCCUUCCCUCCGGUUCCCAGAGGUACGCGCCGCCGCCGCCGCCCUACGUGCAGUCGGGGACCUCCGGAGACCACAAUUCCGCACAUGGGCCAACGGCAUGGACCUCAUGGACUGGCUCGGGGCCUUCUUUGGGUUCCAGAACGACAACGUUCGUAACCAAAGAGAGCACUUGGUACUCCACUUAGCUAACUCUCAAAUGCGCGUCAAACCGCAGCCGACAAUCCCCGACGACCUCGAUCCGCCGGUCCUCCGCCGCUUCCGCCGCAAACUCCUCCAAAACUAUACCUCUUGGUGCUCCUACCUCGGCCGGAAAUCAAACGUGCAGCUCUCGAAUCACCGCGAUUCCGACCUCCUCCGCCGCGAACUGUUGUACGUAUGUCUCUAUCUCUUGAUCUGGGGCGAAGCCGGAAAUGUCCGCUUCGUCCCUGAAUGUAUAUGCUAUAUAUAUCACCAUAUGGCCAUGGAGCUUAACCAAGUUCUUGACGAGCAUAUUGAUGAUUUUACGGGCGCUCCUUUUCUUCCCUCAACUUUGGGAGAAAAUGGUUUCUUGAACCGUGUAAUUAUGCCCAUUUACCAGACAAUUAGGGGCGAAGUCGAGAGGAGUCGAAAUGGGACUGCUCCGCAUUCGGCUUGGAGGAACUAUGAUGAUGUGAAUGAGUACUUUUGGAGUAGAAGGUGUUUUCGGAGGCUCAAGUGGCCCAUUGAUGUUGAAAGUAAAUUUUUAGCAACAAAUAGUGAAAAGAGAGUAGGGAAGACUGGGUUUGUUGAGCAAAGGACAUUUUGGAAUGUGUUUAGGAGCUUUGAUCGGUUGUGGGUUCUGUUGAUUUUGUUUUUACAGGCUUCAAUUAUUGUUGCUUGGGAGGGUACAGAGUUCCCAUGGCAAGCAUUUGAGCAGAAUCCCGAUGUGAAGGUUGAAUUACUCACUGUUUUUAUCACUUGGGCGGGUCUUCGAAUUAUCCAAUCAGUGCUUGAUGCUGGAACACAGUAUAGUUUGGUUACCAGGGAGACUGUGUGGCUUGGCGUGAGGAUGGUGCUUAAGGGCAUGGUUGCUGUGACUUGGACUAUUGUGUUUGGGGUAUUCUAUGGGUUAAUUUGGAGACAAAAGAAUGCUGAUGGGAGGUGGUCGGAUGAGGCAAAUGAUCAGAUUAUUAGGUUUCUUUGGGCUGCCUUUGUGUUUGUCAUCCCAGAGUUGCUAGCAUUGGUUCUUUUUAUUCUUCCAUGGAUUAGGAAUGUCAUUGAAGAAACAAACUGGAUGAUUUUUUACAUGAUGACAUGGUGGUUUCAAACACGAAUCUUUGUGGGUCGCGGGAUAAGGGAAGGGCUUGUUAGCAACAUAAAAUACACUCUCUUCUGGAUUGCAGUAUUGCUUUCGAAAUUCUCAUUCAGUUACUUCCUUCAAAUCAAGCCCUUGGUCAGCCCGACAAAGUAUCUCUUGAAUGAAAAGGAUAUAAAAUACAAAUUUCAUCAAUUUUUUAAUGGUAGCAAUAGAACAGCAGUUGUAUUGAUGUGGAUUCCAGUUGUUCUGAUAUACCUAAUAGAUAUGCAAAUCUGGUAUUCAAUUUUUUCCUCUCUUGUUGGCGGUACUAUUGGGUUGUUCUCACAUUUAGGCGAGAUCCGAAAUAUCCAACAGCUGAGGCUUAGGUUCCAGUUCUUUGCUAGUGCAUUGCAGUUUAAUCUCAUGCCAGAGGAUCUGCCCAUGAGUUCAACCCCGACCUUGGUGCACAAGCUCCGUGAUGCAAUCCAUCGAUUGAAGCUACGAUACGGGCUUGGUCUCUACAAGAAGAUUGAAUCAAGCGAGGUGGAAGCAACCAGAUUUGCCUUAAUAUGGAAUGAAAUUAUUAUAACUUUCCGGGAAGAAGAUCUCAUCAGUGACCGAGAACUGGAGCUUAUAGAAUUGCCACCUAACUGUUGGCAGAUUAGUGUUAUUCGUUGGCCAUGCUUUCUCCUGUGCAAUGAGUUGCUUCUCGCUCUGAGACAGGCAGCAGAACUGUCUGAUAAACUUGAUCUCUGGGUUUGGUUUAAGAUAUGCAAGAAUGAGUAUAGGCGGUGUGCGGUAAUUGAAGCCUAUGAUAGCAUCAGGUACUUGCUUCUUGAGAUUGUUAAAUAUGGCACUGAAGAGCAUUCCAUUGUUACAAAAUUGUUCAUGGAGAUUGAUAAUAAUAUUAAGGGUGAAAAGUUCACAAGGAACUACAAGUUGACUAUUCUACCAAAAAUUCAUGCUCAAUUGAUAUCUCUUAUUGAUCUUUUGCUGAUACCUGAGAAAGAUACAAGUAAGGUGGUCAAUGUAUUGCAGGCCUUGUAUGAACUUUCUGUUCGAGAAUUUCCCUGGGUGAAGAAGUCCACUGAACAGUUGAGGCAUGAAGGCCUGGCACCUCUUAAUCGAACCACUGAUGCAGGGCUGCUUUUUGAGAAUGCUGUUCAACUUCCCGAUGAUGAGGAUGAUUUCUUCUAUAAGCAGCUGCGACGGUUGAAGACUAUUCUUACCUCUAGAGAUUCGAUGCACAAUGUUCCAAAAAAUCGUGAGGCAAGACGGCGCAUCGCGUUUUUUAGCAAUUCACUUUUUAUGAACAUUCCGCGUGCUCCCAAGGUUGAGAACAUGAUGGCUUUUACUGUUCUGACUCCUUACUAUGAUGAAGAAGUUGUGUUCGGGAAAGAAAGUCUUCGAAGUCCAAAUGAGGAUGGUAUUUCCACCUUGUUUUAUCUGCAAAAGAUUUAUGAAGAUGAAUGGAUGAAUUUUAUGGAGAGGAUGCGUAGAGAAGGAAUGCAGGAUGACAAUGAAAUCUGGUCAAUUAAAGCAAGGGAUCUCCGCCUUUGGGCGUCAUACAGAGGCCAGACUCUAUCCCGGACUGUAAGGGGAAUGAUGUAUUACUACAGGGCUCUCAAAAUGCUUGCCUUUCUGGAUUCUGCAUCUGAGAUGGACAUACACCAGAGAUCGCAAGAAAUUGCUUCGCUUGGUUCAGUGAGGCAGAACAGCAAUUUGGAUGGUUUGGGUAACGGUGCGGCGCCUGCUUCUCGCAAUCUCAACCGAGCAAGUACUGGUGUAAGUCUUCUGUUUAAAGGGAAUGAGUUUGGGUAUGCUCUGAUGAAAUUCACAUAUGUGGUCACAUGCCAAAUUUAUGGGUAUCAGAAGGCGAAGGGUGACGCCCGUGCUGAGGAUAUUUUAUAUCUGAUGAAAAACAACGAAGCCCUUCGGGUUGCUUAUGUUGAUGAGGUUUAUUUGGGAAGAGACGAAGUGCAGUAUUACUCCGUUCUUGUCAAGUACGACCAGCAACUGAAGAAAGAGGUGGAAAUCUAUCGCAUUAGGUUGCCUGGUCCACUGAAACUUGGGGAGGGUAAACCAGAGAAUCAGAACCAUGCCAUUAUCUUCACACGGGGAGAUGCAGUUCAAACUAUUGACAUGAACCAAGACAAUUGUUUUGAGGAGGCACUCAAGAUGCGGAAUUUAUUGGAAGAAUUUAAAACCUACUAUGGUAUCAGGAAACCAAGCAUUUUGGGAGUUCGUGAAAAUAUUUUCACAGGUUCUGUAUCAUCACUUGCUUGGUUCAUGUCUGCUCAGGAAAUGUGUUUUGUGACACUAGGGCAGCGUGUUCUGGCAAACCCGCUCAAGGUGAGAAUGCACUAUGGUCAUCCAGAUGUGUUCGACAGGUUCUGGUUCCUGACCCGGGGUGGCAUCAGCAAGGCUUCUAGAGUUAUCAAUAUUAGUGAGGACAUAUUUGCUGGCUUCAAUUGCACACUGCGAGGCGGCAAUGUAACACACCAUGAAUACAUACAAGUGGGUAAGGGAAGGGAUGUUGGAUUGAAUCAGAUCUCCAUGUUUGAGGCAAAGGUUUCUAGUGGCAACGGUGAGCAGGUUUUGAGCAGAGAUGUAUACAGGUUGGGUCAUAGACUGGACUUUUUCCGUAUGCUUUCAUUCUUCUACACUUCUGUGGGAUCCUACUUCAACACUAUGAUGGUGGUUGUUACUGUCUAUACAUUUUUGUGGGGUCGCCUCUAUCUUGCUCUCAGUGGUGUUGAGAACGAUUCUAUCAACAAUAAUGCCCUUGGUGCAAUCCUGAAUCAGCAGUUCAUUAUCCAGAUGGGACUGUUCACUGCCCUUCCAAUGAUCGUGGAGAACUCUCUGGAGCAUGGAUUCCUUCAGGCAAUCUGGGACUUUUUAACAAUGCAAUUGCAACUUGCUUCAUUAUUUUACACUUUCUCUAUGGGAACUCGUACACAUUUCUUUGGACGCACCAUUCUUCAUGGGGGUGCUAAGUACCGAGCCACAGGGCGUGGUUUUGUUGUGCAACACAAGAGCUUUGCUGAGAACUAUAGACUGUACUCUCGCAGCCAUUUCGUGAAGGCAAUUGAACUCGGGGUGAUUCUGAUAGUGUAUGCUGCGCAUAGCUCCGUGGCUAGGGAUACUUUUGUCUACAUAGCUAUGUCUAUCUCAAGUUGGUUUCUUGUUGUGUCGUGGAUAAUGUCCCCUUUUGUGUUCAACCCUUCUGGCUUUGAUUGGUUAAAAACUGUGUAUGACUUUAAUGAUUUCUUGAACUGGAUAUGGUAUAAAGGAGGAGCAGUUUUUGCAAAGGCAGAUCAGUGCUGGGAAACAUGGUGGUAUGAGGAACAGGACCAUUUGAGAACAACUGGCAUUUGGGGAAAGUUGUUAGAGAUAAUUAUAGAUCUUCGUUUCUUCUUUUUCCAGUAUGGGAUUGUCUACCAGUUGAACAUUACUGGUGAUAACACCAGUAUUGCUGUUUACUUGCUAUCCUGGAUCUACAUGGUUGUGGCCGUUGCUAUUUAUGUGGUCAUGGCAUAUGCUGGGGACAAGUAUGCUCCAACAAAGCACAUCUACUAUCGGCUGAUUCAGCUACUUGUCAUUGCGCUUUCAGUACUUGUUAUUUUUCUGUUUCUAGAGUUCACCGACCUUGUAUUUCUCGAUCUCAUCACGAGCGUGUUGGCAUUCGUCCCCACGGGAUGGGGGCUUAUACUUAUUGCGCAGGUGCUCAGGCCUUUUCUGCAGUCCACUGUGGUGUGGGGGACUGUUGUUUCCUUGGCUCGGCUGUAUGAUAUGAUGUUCGGGUUGAUUGUUAUGGUUCCUUUGGCAAUGCUAUCAUGGAUGCCUGGAUUCCAGUCAAUGCAGACAAGGAUCCUAUUCAACGAAGCAUUCAGCAGGGGUCUCCAGAUUUCUCGUAUUCUUACUGGCAAAAAAUUCAACUAUGACAUGUAACUUGAGGUUUUCUGGUGGGACUAGGUGUAGAACAUUAAGACAAGACUGCCGGUUAUGGCAAAGGACGCUGCUUUAUGUAGCAACCAUAUCAAUUGACCAUGGAGGAGGUUUGGAAUUUUUCUGUCUCCUUUGAACAACUGGGUUUAUUCCUAUUUUCAUCUGUAAUCACCCCACUUCAGUGUAAUUAAGCAAUUGAUAGGAAAACUUUCGGUUCAUGUAUGUUCAUCGCCCCCUUUUUUUGUCCAUGAUAUAAUUUGUACAUAUCAUCAAUAUCUAAUGCAUCUUACUUUAUUCUUAUUCA
This is a messenger RNA of Cornus florida, 5873 nucleotides long. Its product is annotated as callose synthase 11-like. Bases 248 to 5572 code for a protein of 1774 amino acids. The transcript is spliced from 2 exons. The record is from RefSeq and is a predicted model, not a curated record. Gene Ontology annotation, molecular function: 1,3-beta-D-glucan synthase activity. Gene Ontology annotation, cellular component: 1,3-beta-D-glucan synthase complex; plasma membrane. Gene Ontology annotation, biological process: (1->3)-beta-D-glucan biosynthetic process. Lineage: Eukaryota; Viridiplantae; Streptophyta; Magnoliopsida; Cornales; Cornaceae.